Bradysia coprophila is the source of this 1217-nucleotide messenger RNA. RefSeq names its product CD63 antigen-like. The record is from RefSeq and is a predicted model, not a curated record. Lineage: Eukaryota; Metazoa; Arthropoda; Insecta; Diptera; Sciaridae. Gene Ontology annotation, cellular component: plasma membrane.
CUGUGCAAAACGAAAUUAUUUUCACUCGAUGAAAGCCGUGUAACCGCAACUAGCUUCUUCGGCCUACAAACAAUUUUCUUUGUCUCAGUUUUUACUACGCAGUUGAAAAUCGAUUACAUUUUUUGAGUUUGAAUCGAACACUUUACGAUGGAUGUACGUCCGCCAAUCUACAAAAAAAACAGUUUUGGGAUGAAGUGCAUGAAAAUCAUCCUAAUUUUGAUCAAUGUUCUGUACUUGAUUAUUUCAUUUUUGAUGAUAAGCGGUGCAACAACACUGAAAGUUAUAUUCGGCGAGCACUACUUCGAAUUGUGGUAUGCGAGUACGGUUGACAGUUUAUCCAGCUUAUGGAUCGCCACAGGAGUCUUCCUGCUGGCAUUGUCCAUAUUCGGAAUUGCGGCAGCUGUUAAGGAAAGUACAAUGAUGACGAAUUUCUACGGUUUGUUCCUAUCCUUGAUAUUUAUAUUGCAAAUGGCAGCAGCUAUCACAGGAUUCACACUCAUAACACAGGCUGAUGGAAUUGUGUGGGGAUCGUUAAAUUCGAUGAUGUACCAAAGUCAGUGGAGCUAUGAAAGUUCUACAAUGGAUUGGAUUCAACAAACGUUCAAAUGUUGCGGCAACAACGGACCAUCUGAUUGGGGAAGCUUUGGAAGAUACUCUACCACUACCCCUAGACCCACUUUUAUUGAUUAUUAUACAACGAGGCCGUAUACCGAUUGGUGGGGUCAAACAAUCACAGAAGACGAACGAGCCACAGAAUACGAAACAACCAUAGGAUACGAAACAACAACCACCGAUUUCCUUCAAAAUAGAAUGCCACAAUCGUGCUGCGUUCGCGAUAGUGCCUACGACAAAGAAUCGUUACGGUGCCACUUCUAUUUCACCAGAGGUUGUCAUGGUCCGUUGAAUCAAAUCGUAUCCCAAAGUGUGAUGAUUUGGGGCUCUUCAGCACUUUUUAUAGGAAUAAUUCAGAUUUUGGGCGUAAUAAAUGCCUUCAUGUUCGCAAGGAUUAUUCGUCGCAACAAAACAAACCGCGACGUUCACCGAUGGGCUAUCCAUGAAAGUUUGGGCGUUGAUAGGCCAGCCUAUGUUGAUCAAUUACCAAAUACGGACGAAGUUAAGCAUAUGUAAUUGUGCUGGUUGUAUACUUACGCUAAUAGUUGCGAUAUCUAUAGUCACCUUAUGACUAGUACAGUAUUCAAUAAAGAGACAAAUUAAAA